AUGGCAGCACCAUCACCCCAGCACCAUCACCCCAGCACCAUCACCCCAGCCCAAUCACCCCAGCCCCAUCACCCCAGCCCCUUAACUUCAGUCCCAUCACCCCAGUCACAUCUCACCAGCCCCAUCACCCCAGUCACAUCUCCCCAGCCCCAUCACCCCGGCCCCAUCACCCCACCCAUCACCCCAGUCACAUCUCCCCAGCCCCAUCACCCCAGCCCCAUCACCCCAGUCACAUCUCCCCAGCCCCAUCACCCCAGCCCCAUCACCCCAGCCCCAUCUCCCCAGCCCCAUCUCCCCAGCCCCAUCACCCCAGUCCCAUCAUCCCAGUCCCAUCACUGUUUCCCCAUCACUGUUGCCCCAUCUCCCCAGCCUCAUCACGCCGGCCCCAUCACCCCGGCCCCAUCACCCCAGCCCCAUCACCCCAGCCCCAUCACCCCGGCCCCAUCACACCAGCCCCAUCACCCCGGCCCCAUCACCCCGGCCCCAUCACCCCAGCCCCAUCACCCCGGCCCCAUCACCCCAGCCCCAUCACCCCAGCCCCAUCACCCCAGCCCCAUCACCCCGGCCCCAUCACACCAGCCCCAUCUCCCCAGCCCCAUCACCAGUCUCUCUCCAUCCCCUGCCCUCAUCCAGCACCAACUAUACGGGAAUUCAUUUCCCUCGGCAGUCUGGCUCAUCUAUUGCCACAAACAUUGCCCGGGCCCAGGGGCUUCGGCCCCGGCAAGCCCCUGUAUUAAUCCGGCCCUCCACAGGCCUGGGCGCAGGGGCUUCGGCCCCGGCAAGCCCCUGUAUUAA
Messenger RNA from Salvelinus fontinalis (brook trout), 795 nucleotides. RefSeq lists its product as uncharacterized. The transcript is spliced from 3 exons. Bases 1 to 795 code for a protein of 264 amino acids. NCBI's taxonomy places the organism in Eukaryota, Metazoa, Chordata, Actinopteri, Salmoniformes, Salmonidae. The record is from RefSeq and is a predicted model, not a curated record.